Molecule: messenger RNA, 986 nt
Organism: Andrographis paniculata
Lineage: Eukaryota; Viridiplantae; Streptophyta; Magnoliopsida; Lamiales; Acanthaceae
Product: cold shock domain-containing protein 3-like
Exons: 1
Coding region: 65-793 (242 amino acids)
Molecular function (GO): zinc ion binding; nucleic acid binding
Source: RefSeq, a predicted model, not a curated record
AUAGGCAGAUACAGUCCUGCAGUGAUCCGCAGUCACUCGGAAAUCUCUAGAUUCAUUUUCAUCAAUGGCGGAGGAGAAGGCGAAUCGAUCCACCGGCGUCGUCAUCAAGUUCAAUGAUCAGAAAGGCUAUGGAUUCAUCCGCCCCGAAGAGGGCGGUGAGGAUUUGUUCGUCCACCAAACGGCAAUCAAAUCCGACAGCUAUCGCACGCUGCGGGAGGGUCAGGCCGUCGAGUUCACCAUCAUUCUAGAUGGGGACAAGACGAAGGCUGUUGACGUCACCGCUCCCGGCGGCGGUCCUGUGGAUUCGAGUUCUCGGAGGGGGGGAAACAGCAAUAACCGCGGCGGUGGUUACGGAUUUGGCGAUCGGAGGAACGAUGGGAAUGGUUACGGUUAUCGGGGAGGCGGCGGCGGAGGCGGCGGGGAGUGCUACAAUUGCGGGGAGUUCGGGCACAUGGCUAGGGAUUGCAACAACGCCGGCGGAGGCGGCGGCGGAGGCGGUAGCAAUGGAGGUGGAUGCUACAACUGUGGCGGAUUUGGGCAUCUGGCCAGGGAGUGCCCUACCGGAUCCCGCGGCGGCGGUGGCGGUGGCGGCGGUGGCGCUUGCUUCACCUGUGGGGAGCCUGGCCAUAUGGCGAGGGACUGUAUGCGUGGCGGCGGUGGAGGCGACGGUUACAGCCGUGGCGGUGGUGGCUUUGGCAGGUUUGGCGGAGGUGCUGGCGGUGGAGGUAAAUGCUUUAACUGCGGGGAGCCUGGGCAUUUCGCCAGGGAAUGCAAGGAGGCGCCUCGUGCGUGAUUGAAGGCCUGAAUUUGGUAGUUUAUCUGUUUUAUUUUUGGGUUCUGUUGAUGCUUUCUUUUGGACGAGCUAAUAUGCUUUGAUUGUGAUUUGAUGAUCGUGUCGGAUGAGCUUUUAUACCUAUGGUAUGAUGGUGAUAAACUGAUAGUAUUUUUAUAAUGGUUUUUGGCUGAAGUUGAAAUUGUUUUGGGCA